AGGGGAACAUUUUUGUCUGGCACCAGCUCAACCAGGAAGUGUUUUUAUUCACUCGUCGAUGUAUCUAAGAUUAAAAAUCACAGAGUACAGAUAAAAGAUAUUAGAAAAAUGUUCUUUGGAUAUGCACUGUAUCGUUGCGUGUACUGUUACUGUCGCAAUUUUGAGCCCGUACAGAUUUUUAAAAGAAAUACCAACUGAAAAUGUACGCUUUUGCUUGGGGAAAGUAACCGGACGGCUCCACUCAUAAGAAUAAAUGGAGGGGCCGUCGGAAAACACCGCGGGCGAUCAACCGCCGAUCGUCGCCGCUCAAGUCCCCUUCCUUCACCUGUGCAAUACUUUAGAAAAAAUCCAGAAAUCGAAACUGCGCCCAGAAAAGUCCAAGACCCUCGGGGAUUUCAUCGCGUCAUGGAGAACGUUCCACGCCGCCCUGCAUAAGGAUGAUCCCAAAACAACCGACUCUUUCUACCCGGCGAUGCGUCUCAUCGUUCCCUCAUUCGAGCGCGAGCGAAUGGCUUACGGCAUCAAAGAAAACAUGCUCGCUAAACUUUACAUCGACGUAUUAUGCCUCCCGAAAAACGGUCCCGAAGCCAACAAGCUCUUGAACUACCGCACACCGACCGCGUCUCAAGGGGAAUCCGGAGACUUUGCCGGCAUGGCGUACUUUGUGCUGAAGAAGCGCUGCGCCGGUCAGGGGAAGCUCAGCAUCAAGGAGGUCAACGAUUUUCUCGACUCGGUUGCGCUCAACAACGCGAGCAAGAAGAAAGACCUCGUGAGAAGCGGCCUGCUGCACCUCAUCACGCAGAGCUCGGCCCUUGAGCAAAAAUGGCUGAUCCGAAUGAUCCUGAAGGACAUGAAGCUCGGCGUGAGCAAGGAAACGGUCCUUCAAGUCUUCCACCCGGAUGCCGCCGAGCUCUACAACGUGACCACGGAUUUGGACAAAGUGUGCCGGCAGCUCCACGAUCCUUCGGUGUCUCUGAGCGAAGUUUCCAUCGGACUUUUCUCCGCCUUCAAACCCAUGUUGGCCGCCGUGGCGAACAUCGGCGGCGUCGAGAAGCAGAUGGCGAACGGGCCUUUUUACAUCGAAACCAAGCUGGACGGGGAACGCGUACAACUCCACAAAGAUGGCGACGUGUACAAGUACUUCAGUCGCAACGCCUUCGACUACACGCAGCAGUUCGGCGGCUCGCCGCGCCAGGGUUCGCUGACGCCGCACAUCCACGGCGUCUUCCGGAGCCACGUCGUCAAUUGCAUCCUGGACGGGGAGAUGAUGGCUUACGACCCGAGCGCCAAGACUUUCAUGCAGAAAGGGAGCAAAUUCGACAUCAAGAGACUGGCGGACGAUUCCGAGUUGCAGACUUGCUUCUGCGUCUUCGACGUGCUCUUGGUCAACUCCCGGAAGCUCGGCGCGGAAACGCUGAAGAAGCGCGAUGAGAUCCUGCGGACGAUUUUCACACCGCUGACCGGACGCAUCCACUUGGUGGCCAAAACGGAAGCCCGGACGGCGCAGGACGUGGUGAAUUCCCUCAACGACGCCAUCGACCAGCGAGAAGAAGGCAUCAUGGUGAAGGAUCCUCGCUCCGUCUACAAACCGGACAAGCGAGGCGAAGGCUGGCUGAAGAUCAAACCGGAAUACGUGGGGGGCCUGAUGGACGAGCUGGACGUUCUGAUCGUCGGCGGCUACUGGGGGAAAGGGAAGAGGGCCGGCAUGAUGUCCCAUUUCCUGUGCGCCGUGGCGGAAGCUCCGGCGCCCGGCGAUAGACCUUCGGUUUUCCACACGCUCUGUCGCAUCGGCUCCGGCUACACCAUGAAGGAACUGUACGAGCUGGGCUUGAAGCUGGCCAAGCACUGGAAGGUCUACCGCAAAAACGACCCGCCGGCCGACAUCCUGUGCGCCGGCGAGAAACCCGAGGUGUACAUCGAGCCUCGCAACUCGGUCAUCCUUCAGGUGAAGGCGGCCGAGAUCGUCGCCAGCGACGUGUACAAAACCAACUGCACCCUGCGCUUCCCGAGGAUCGAGAAGAUCCGCCACGACAAGGAGUGGCACCAGUGCAUCACCCUGGACGAGUUGGAGCGGCUGCGCGGGAAGGCCUCGGGGAAACUGGCCUCGCGACACCUUUGCAUCGGCGCCGCCGCCGACCCGCCGAGAAAAAGACCCAAGCGGCCCGCCGGAUCCAAGAAGGCGCUCGGUGAACUCUUCAAGCCGCAGGAUCUCUCCGGGGUCACCAAGGAGACGGACAUCUUUGAGGACGUGGAGUUCUGCAUCCUCAACGGGACCGACGAUCACCCCAAGGCCGAGUUGGAGAAAGCCGUGGCCAGGUGCGGCGGUUUCGUCGUUCAGAACCCGGGGCCGGAAACCUACUGCGUCAUAGCCGGACUGGAGAACGCGCGGGUGAGGAAUCUGAUUUUGUCCGACCGGCACGACGUGGUGCGGGCCCCCUGGCUGGUGGAGUGUCUGGAGCGGAAGCGGGUGCUGGCGUGGCAGCCGCGCCACAUGAUCCACAUGUCGCCCUCCACCAAGGAACGCUUCGCCGAGGCCUACGACGGCUACGGCGACGGCUACUUCCUGGACACGGACGAACGGCAGCUGCGGGAAGCGUUCGGCCGCGCGGGAGGGGCGGGCGGCCUGGUGGCCGUCGACGUCGGCCGAGUCGAGGAGCGUUACGGCUGGGGCGACCUUCCCACCAGUAUGUUCAGACCUUUCAGGGUUUACAUGGACCGCUACGCCGACGCGGACGAGCCCGCCGGCGUCAUUUCCGCAAGCGUGUUGGAUAUCAGGGCCCUGGAGUUUCGUUACCACGGAGGCGCAGUGGUCGAGAAGUUGGAGGAAGGCGUGUCGCACGUGGUCGUUACGGCCGAAAGCGGACUGGAGCGUUUGAGGGGAUUGAGGCGCGGCUUUCGAAAGAAGUUCAAAAUCGUCAGAGAUUCUUGGGUGACGGACUCGAUCCGAGCGGGACGCUUGAUGAACGACGACAACUAUUUAGUCUGAAAAGCCUUCCCUGGGAUAUGCGGCGGCUUUGGAAUUCCGCCUUGUGAAUGAUGAUUUAUUUGUCGUCCGGUGUCGUGGGAUGGACAGAAAUUGAGGACCUUGCCGAUGGACAGAAAUUGAGGACCUUGCCGAUGGACAGAAAUUGAGGACCUUGCCGCCGAUGAUCCCGAUUGGACUUUUUAAAAGCUCAGCGAGUUUGUGGACAUUUUUUUUGUCUUGGACAAAAAUCAAAUAAUUCAGAAUCAACGCAUUGUUCGGCGAGUCAAAUCAUGUCAAAAUAUUUUUUAAAAAUAUGAAAUUAGUCUUCCUUUCGAGUAACCUCGACAUCAUACAUGAGAGUUUGAUGACUUUCCAGGGGUUUCGCGCUUCGCUUUUUAGAGUCGCGUUUCAUUUUAUUACAAAAUCCCGAAAGCAAUUCGUGCACUACUGAGAUAUUCUGGACUUUCUGAUAUUUCCCAUCAUGCAACUGUCAUGGCUCAUCACAUGUAGCUCACUUGGGUUUUUAAUCGUCUCCCUCUAGAUUCCUGUAGUCCACACGCUUUUUGUCACGUGGGGGAAAUUUGGAUGUGUAAAAUGAAUUCUUUUCCAAUGCAUGUAAUGGCGGCAUUUAAAAAAAAAAGAAAAUAAA
Messenger RNA from Hippocampus zosterae (dwarf seahorse), 3614 nucleotides. RefSeq names its product ligase IV, DNA, ATP-dependent (gene lig4). NCBI's taxonomy places the organism in Eukaryota, Metazoa, Chordata, Actinopteri, Syngnathiformes, Syngnathidae. Gene Ontology annotation, biological process: nucleotide-excision repair, DNA gap filling; immunoglobulin V(D)J recombination; DNA biosynthetic process. The transcript has 3 exons. The coding region runs from base 254 to 2986 and encodes 910 amino acids. Gene Ontology annotation, cellular component: DNA ligase IV complex; DNA-dependent protein kinase-DNA ligase 4 complex. Gene Ontology annotation, molecular function: DNA binding; ATP binding; DNA ligase (ATP) activity. The record is from RefSeq and is a predicted model, not a curated record.